AUUAGAAAUAAAUCAAUGAAAAGAAGAGCCCCAGAAUCAGGACAUGAUGACAAAGAUCUCGGUUAUAGGAUUCAAAGAGCGAAUGCCAUCAAGAAAGUUCAGGCUAAGGUGGGUCUUAGAAAGGCAGAGGGCCUUUCCUCGACUGCUAAGAGCAAGCCUGUAUCUAAGAGGAAGACAUUUUUUGAUUUCAUCCAUGCUCAAGACAAAAAGAACAUCCCUGACGAUGAUAGUAAAGAGAAUAGAGAUUCUUCUAACAAAAGAGAGUCCCAGUACCUUAGCAAGAAGCUGGAAGGCAUCAAGGUCUCUCAGAGGAAGAAAACUCAAAAGGGCGAAAUCGAGAAGACCCCUAAAAAUGAUAAUCAUGUGAGUUCAAACUCUUUAUUUCCCGCAAAUAUUUCGGAUGCUGAUUCUGACCUCAUCGAGGAUUACUCGAUUAAGACCACAAUGAGGAUAUUCAGCACUCAGAACAUGGACUGGGUUAACUCAGUGGCCUACAACCCUGAAGAUAUUGAGCUUAAAGAUGAGUUAGAGAAGGUCCUCAGCUACUAUGUGUACCCAGCCCAGCUCUUAAAAUCCAGUAAGACUGCCUUCAGGCAAUCACAAUUGUCACAGCCUCUUGAAAAGGUAUCAGAAACUGAGAAGAUAGACAAGGAAUGGUUCCUAGCAUUCAGGGACUGCUACAUUAAGUGGCUUUACUUCAGUGAUAAGGAAGGAGCACUGAGAGAGUUCCUUCUUAUCACUAACACAUACAAGGUUAAAUUUAUCAGUAAGGCCACUAUGGUUAAUGGAGAACUUCAGAGAGAGAAGUUUGCUGUAGUUACUAACCCAUCAGAACCCCUGAUGAAGAAGCUUGAGGAUCAAAAAGUCCCAUUGGAGAUCUUCAAAAGUCCUGACUCUGAUAGCACUGAAGAUGAAGAAUUCAGAGAUAGCACAAUCUUUAGCUUCAAAAAUGGGGAGAUCAAAAAGGACGAGCUCAAUCUGUUUGACAUCAAUCUUGUAGAUGAUGUUGAGAGGAAAACUGUAUUAAUAAAGCAACAAGACGGAGUUCAUGCUCUAAUGAAUGCAUUGCUGAAUCUUUGCCCUCCGUAUCUGAAAGAAGUCAAGCUAGUAGCUUCCUACUCAUUCACUAACAGUGUACAUAGAAAUGCUGAUAUUGAGUACAACGGAAAAAUGUUGAUGAAGAAGAGUCUUAAUACCUUCGGAGUAGAAACAACAAAGCAGCCAGACUGGUAUAGCGUAGAGCUCAGAGGGAUCUUCUCCUUCAUGACUCUCAAAAACUUAGUACAACUUCUUGAGACAAGAGUCAGACAAAAGAUAAUACAAGGCAAUGAAACAGAAGUAGUAAGGGUUAGCUGAGCCACUGGCAAAACUUCAGAAGGUGUCAAUUGGAUAGAUCCUAACAUUAAGUCAGUCAUGCAUAUCAUGUCUGAGACAAAGUUGGAAGAGGAGGUCCCCAAGACUAAUUAUAGUGUUAAAUUUCUUGCUUAAAUUCCAACAUUUUAA
Messenger RNA from Moneuplotes crassus, 1503 nucleotides. Lineage: Eukaryota; Ciliophora; Spirotrichea; Euplotida; Euplotidae. The record is from the annotation of a GenBank genome assembly.